GUCAAACACAACGUGAAAGUGAUCUAAGUGAUCGGGAAGAUAGCAGACAUCAGCUCAUCUGUAUUACUAUUCCUUGCUUGUCUUUCAGACCCUAGAAACAAAGAUCAAUGAUGAACAUAACAGAACUUGUGACAGCAUCCAUUGUGCCAACUCCAAAAAAUGACUGUUGUGAUGAAUAUUCUACCUCUACGGGUGACUAUUAUGAUGACAAUGGUGCAACAUUGUGUGACAAAGCAGCAGUAAGACAGUUCAGAAUGUUCUAUGAGCCUGCUUUAUAUCUGAUCAUUGUGAUUCUGGGAGCCAUUGGCAACUCAUUGGUGGUUUGGAUAUACACACACUUUCAGAACCGUCUAAAGGCUAUGACGGAUGUGUAUCUUCUGAACCUGGCUCUGGCAGACCUAUUCUUCCUGUGCACUCUGCCCUUCUGGGCUGCUGACUCCUUCUAUGGCUGGACCUUUGGCUCGGCCCUCUGUAAAAUUGUUUCAGCCAUCUACAAGAUCAACUUCUUCAGUAGCAUGUUUCUGCUUACCUGCAUCAGUGUUGACCGCUACAUUGUAAUCGUCCAGACUACCAAGGCACAGAACUCCAAGAGGAUCCGUCUUCUAUACAGCAAGCUCAUAUGUGUUUUAGUUUGGCUCCUGGCUGUUUUAUUGGCAAUUCCAGAGUUUAUCUUUGCCCGCUCCAAAGAGGACAUUGAGGGAAAUCUCUUAUGCUCCAUGGUCUACUGGAACAAUGAAAACAACCGUACAAAAAUUCUGGUCCUGGCGCUUCAGAUCUGCAUGGGCUUCUGCAUUCCUCUCAUUGUUAUGAUUUUCUGCUACACCAUCAUCAUCCGCACCUUGCUUAAGACCAAAAACUUUCAGAAGCACAAGGCCCUGCGCGUCAUUCUGGCUGUUGUGGCAGUGUUUGUCCUCUCGCAGCUCCCGUACAACAGCAUGUUAGUCUUUGAAGCCACUCAGGCAGCCAAUAUAACCGUCACAGACUGCACAGAGGCCCAACGUUUUGAUAUUGCCAACCAAGUCUUGAAGAGUCUUGCCUACAUGCACAGCUGUCUAAACCCAUUCCUUUAUGCCUUCAUUGGCGUGCGUUUCCGAAGGGACAUGAUUCGUAUUUUCAGUAACUAUGGCUGUAUUCAAUCCCUCAAGAAGUCCAAGCUGCAGGGAAGCCUACACCGCUCCUCGGUUUUGACAGACACAGACACAACCAAUGCUCUCUCAUUGUAAAACUAUCUCAGAACACUUGUUAGUGAGACUUUCUUAGCAUGAACUUCUGUUUCACUGCAGGUGCUUGGCAUCUGAAUUUCAAAACAGAAGUUUGAUUUUGGCCAUUGUUCCACAGUAGUACUUCACAUGCUUGAAAACAUAUAGUCUGGUAGAGGGUGAAAUAACCUGCACACCACGAUGUGAUGGCUGCCACCUUAAAUAUAGAAUGACAGAGUUAUUUUUGUUUGACUAACUGUUAAUAUGAAUGUUGAAUCCAGAUCAAGUAAUUGUGAAUUAAUGAACAGUGGUUCCCCAGGGAGAGUGCGUGUUUCCUGAUUUCUUACUUACUGUAACAGUACUUUCCAUCUGUUGUUCAUCGUAAAAUUUUUUCUACAUUUUCUACAUCAUUGCAUGAAUGUUUUUUUUUCUGCAAAAAAUGUUAGGAAUGUUUAUAAAAGUUAUAAUAUGAUGAUAUUGAUAUGUUGGUGUCUUUUCAUAACUGCACAUUUAUAACUGUGUAUAUAUCUGUUUUAGGUUUUGAAUAAUGACUUAAAGCCAAAUUUGUACAUACAUGGUUGUCUUUGUGUCUGUGCUUUUUGGUGUAAUGUGAAAACCAAACACAGUGUGAAUAAGUAUUUGCUGCUCAUUUUGUAAAACUUCUAACUAAAUAUUAAAUACAAAACAUCACUGAAACCUGAUGAAAA
This is a messenger RNA of Xyrauchen texanus (razorback sucker), 1906 nucleotides long. Its product is annotated as C-C chemokine receptor type 9-like. The transcript has 3 exons. Lineage: Eukaryota; Metazoa; Chordata; Actinopteri; Cypriniformes; Catostomidae. Gene Ontology annotation, biological process: chemotaxis; immune response; G protein-coupled receptor signaling pathway. Gene Ontology annotation, molecular function: chemokine receptor activity. The coding region runs from base 108 to 1223 and encodes 371 amino acids. The record is from RefSeq and is a predicted model, not a curated record. Gene Ontology annotation, cellular component: membrane.